Molecule: messenger RNA, 2646 nt
Organism: Alternaria burnsii
Lineage: Eukaryota; Fungi; Ascomycota; Dothideomycetes; Pleosporales; Pleosporaceae
Exons: 7
Coding region: 1-2646 (881 amino acids)
Molecular function (GO): iron ion binding; monooxygenase activity; heme binding
Source: RefSeq, a predicted model, not a curated record
AUGACCGACGACCAAACCCGUUGGAUCUUAUGCAUACUGCUAUUUGGCAUUGCAGCUCUCUUUUUGAAGAUAAUUUCACUAGCAAUACGCGCGCUCUCAGGACCUCUUCGCAAGGUACCUGGCCCGCUGAUUGCUCGCUGGACAAGAUUUUAUCUAUCGUACCAAAUUCUUUCCGGAAAUCGUAUGCAGUACAUCCAUGCGCUACAUCAAAGAUAUGGCCCUGUUGUCCGCGUAUCCCCUAUUGAGGUUGCUAUAAACGACCCUGCGGGUGUUCGCACGAUUCAAAAGACUUCCGGGGGCUUUGACAAGGGACCUUGGUAUCAGAAUACGGGACCUGGUCUACUUGGAAUGCGGGAUCGCGGCAUACACUCGCGACGAAGGCGGCUCCUAGCCCAUUCAUUAAGCAAUAGUUCACUCGUGGUAUGCGAGAUUCUGAUACGAAAGAAGAUUGAUCUUGCGAUGGCGAGUAUAGGGCACGAAGCCAAAAUAAAGGGCGCAGCAGAUAUAUACAAAUGGUUCUCGCUGAUGGCAACCGACAUCAUUGGAGAUCUGACAUUUGGCAGCUCGUUUUGUAUGCUCGAGACAGGUAAGAAAACACAGUAUGUUCUCGAUCUUCAGGCUGUCAUGUCCGACGUGCACAAACGUGCCGAACUUUCGCCUUUCCUCGAUAUCCUCUCUUGUUUUCCAAUAGGUCCUGCAAAACAGGCUCAGGUUCGCCUGGCACGAAUCGUGGAAUAUGGACGGCAGUCUAUCGCCCGACUGCUUAUGGAUGUCGAAACCGGUACAUUAGAGACGCCUGUAUUUUUCGACAAAGUCUUGAAUUCUGCAGCGACGAAAGACGGCAUCACAAGACAAGAACUUGAGGAAGAGGCGGCAGAGUUCAUGAUAACAGGGACCGACACAACUUCGAACACACUCACGUAUCUCAUUUGGGCUGUAUUAAAGCACCCUGGUGUUCGGAUCCGUCUAGAAGAAGAGAUUGCUACAUUGCCUGAUGAUUACACAGACACAGAUCUCGCAAAAGCUUCAUACCUCAAUUGUGUGAUCAAAGAGAGUUUACGGCUCUAUGGUACCGCUUCAGGGUCACAUGAGCGGAGUAUCCCACCAGGAGGCUGGGACAUCUGCGGAUACCACCUGCCAGAUCAAGCCGUAGUCUCGAUAGCAGCAUAUUCACUGCACCGAAGAGCAGAUAUUUUCCGAAAUCCGCUGAAAUUUCAACCGGACAGGUGGUUGAACCCAACCCAAAAUAUGCAAGAAUGCUAUAUUCCGUUCGGUGGAGGGCCAAGAAUAAGAUUAGACACACUAGGUGCACCAAGAGCUACAGCUCAAGAACAGCGACGGUACCUGCUACAAGUUAGCCAGUCAUUCAGCACUCUUGUCAAGGCCGCUGUAGAUAGACAAUAUUCAGAUGCUUUCUUCGGUGAUGCCUCCACAACAGAAGGAUAUCAAAAGCGUCUACGAGCGGUUCUCCAAAACACACUAACAGAGUUUGCGGCCGACAUGCGUAAGAAGGGCCAUACCUUUACCAUCUUGGACGAAGGCCCAACCGACCUACCUUAUGAGAUAUCUCGUACGGACUACAUAUCUAAGGUUACAAGACUACUGGAGCGAAGCAGAGGUCGAGAGCUCCCUGGCACAUUCGAUCCACUUAUCAUCGGGCACUUGUUUCAUGAACAGCGAAAGCCUUGGGCAGGUCUUGUCAAUCAGUAUCUGGAUGUCGUUCUUCACGCUGUUCGCUUCCUAGCGCGAAAAGCUCUCGCGCACGUUUGUGAUGAGACCAGCCUUGCUGGCAUAUCAAGGAGGUUCAUUUAUGUCAGAUUGGGAAGGCUAACCGCUGAACUUCGUGAUAAAGUAGCGGAGCUGCUGAAACCUCAUGAUACUGGUCAUCCGAUCACGUACAAUCAUUAUCUUACAGAGAGCGUGCAGAAAGCACAGAGCGCACGUCAGGUAAGAGAGAUCAGGAAGUCUUUGGAGGGGAUUCUUGGUGGUGACUUCACCGAGAGUGGUGUCCGCUACUUUCAGAUGGACGUGAACGUCAUGAUCAACGCGCUGGUCUCUAAGACGGAAGCGGAUAUGAAUACCUAUGCUAGCUCUACUGCUACAGAUUUCAUGGAGGCUUACUAUAAGGUCGCACAAAAGAAGAUCAUCGAUGACUUCAGUGUCCUUGCCGUCGAAGCGCGCCUCAUCCAAGAACUCCCGUCUCUAUUUUCCCCAGCGGAUGUCAUCGAUAUCGACGAUGUCACGGUCGCCAAACUGGCAUCCGAAAGCGAGGAAUCUUCAAGAGAGAGAACGCGGUUUAGCGAGAAACUCAAGGUCCAAGAACACGGGCACAAUGCUCUUCAGGGUGUUCAGGACAUCUCGCCACUCGAAAAAGAUACCGAAGAGGUCCCCUCAGAGUACAGUAUAGGAUCAGACGAUGAGAAUGGAAGCUCGGAACUGGAAGCGGAACCGGAACCGGAACCGGAACUGGUCGAGAUCUUACCUCAUGAAGAAGAGCCUUCCUAUGUCGUUGGAGAGACUUCCGGUCCCGAUCAAGUCGCUACACCUGGCAAUCAAUGGGAUUUCUCGCCCCCAAUUUCCGUGCUGGAAAAGAAAAAGAAGGCAGUGAAGAGGACGCAUAGGCCAGUCGAAGUGCUUGCCGAAUAG